Penicillium concentricum is the source of this 3381-nucleotide messenger RNA. Its product is annotated as calcium/hydrogen antiporter. Lineage: Eukaryota; Fungi; Ascomycota; Eurotiomycetes; Eurotiales; Aspergillaceae. The record is from RefSeq and is a predicted model, not a curated record. The coding region runs from base 1 to 3381 and encodes 1126 amino acids. Gene Ontology annotation, cellular component: endomembrane system; membrane. The transcript is spliced from 5 exons. Gene Ontology annotation, biological process: calcium ion transmembrane transport; intracellular calcium ion homeostasis. Gene Ontology annotation, molecular function: calcium:proton antiporter activity.
AUGGCUGGUGAUAAAGGAAACCCUGACUCUCCCAAGUCCAUGGAGCCAUCUGCAGCGGCGGGAAGGGAAACUCCGACCUCUGGACCAGUGCCUCAAGUUAUAUCAUCUACCUCCGCGCGGAGGACGUACGGUACACUCGAUACAUCUUCCCUCGAAGCGACUAAUCCUGAACUACGUGAUGACGGUCAAGAGGAGAGUUCGACUCGCGCAUUUACGACCCAAUCGUCCACUGCCCCUGAUAAGCCCCGAAAGCCAUCGGUAUCGCGUCGCAUGUCUUCCAAACGUCAAAUCCCCCACAAGGGGCAAGGGUUCUCGACAGACGAUGAUGCCAAUGAGGUUAAGCAAGAUAUGACAAAGAAGCAAGCCGCGAAUACGCAACAAUCUCCCAGGAUUCGUCCACUACGAACGCAAAGCUCGACCUUGAGACGACGUCCUAGUGUUCGUCCCAGUCCCUUGGCGAGAGCCGAUUCGGAGAGUUACAACGCAGACGAAGCAGGCUUGCCUGAACCAGGUCCAGAUUUCGAAGAAGAUUUCCCUUCUUUGAAACAGGUGGGACAUAGCAGCGGGGGAGAGAGUGAGGACGACGAGGAGGGUGACAUAGAAGACGAUGAAGACGCAGCCAGCGAUGCUGAGAGCUUCACGCUCAAAGACCGUCAGCAGGCCAUCAACGAAACACAUCCAUUUGGUAUCAGGCUCUGGAAGCCUGCAUUGUACAAGAAGAGUCGUUCUGUAGAGAAGACAGCCGAGGGUGAUAUUCACUCAUCUCCGGGAGGCUACGUCAGUCCCCUGCUUUUUUUGACCAACCUAUCAUGGUCUGUGUUCUUUGGAUGGUGGCUUGCCCUGUUUGCUCUCUUGGCCGCAGUUGCAUGCUUUUUCUUUUCCUACUCAUCGAGUGCUGUGGCGUACGGAAGAGUAUUUUCAGGUCUUUCGCGAUAUCUGUUGUACCCAUUCGGAUCAUACGUUCUUUUGGAGACUGAUGAGAACUAUGCCGAAGAAGAUGAGGGCGAGGGGCGCAGUAUCAGCGAAUAUGAACAAUGGCAGAAUGGUGACCUGGAACAUGGUCGUCUUUUCUUCGGGCCUCGCAGAGAUCGGUCCCUGGUCGGUAGACGAAGGAACAGCGUCGAUUCGACCGGUGAGCAAGACAGCCUGCUCGGGCGGCCCCAGCGUGGACAACGCGAAGACUCUUCUCAGCUCGGUCAAUCUAAGCGUCGCCUUUUUGGGCGGGGCGAAUGGACCCUGGGUCGUGUCGUGUUCUUCGUGUUCUUCUACUUCUUAGUCGGCCCGCUGAUGCUCAUGGUAUCGCUCGUCUGCUGGCUUUUGGUCUUUUGGAUUCCCAUGGGCCGUAUAACCAUAACACUGGUGAGCCAUUUACGCAGACAUCCUCUAGCACUGUCCUUCCAUUCCGAUUCCACAUAUGCGAGAUCAAGCACAACCACGUCUUCGUCUUCCAUCCUUCUUUGUACCUACAGAGCUGCGGGAACGAGGUACUGGAAGUACACGCUCGAUGGAACAAAUAUCUUCCUGAUCAACCUUCUGGGUGUGGUUGUGUUUGUGAUUUUCGAUUACCAUGUUUUGGGUAAAUUCUUGGGCUUGCAGAACUGGGUCACACAUCCGGCCUUAAUCUUCCCUCUUGCUCUGCUCUCCAUCAUUCCCUUGGCCUAUUUCAUUGGGCAAGCCGUUGCCUCGAUCUCCGCUCAAUCUUCUAUGGGCCUGGGUGCUGCCAUCAAUGCUUUCUUCUCAACUAUCGUAGAAGUAUAUCUCUACUGUGUCGCCUUAACCGAGGGCAAGGCACAGCUUGUCGAGGGAAGCAUCAUCGGCAGUAUCUUUGUCGGCAUUCUCUUUCUCCCCGGUCUGUCUAUGUGCUUUGGUGCACUUAAACGCAAGACCCAACGGUUCAAUGUGAAAUCAGCCGGUGUGACCGCGACGAUGUUGCUGUUUGCGGUGAUUGCUGCUUUUGGUCCCACUCUCUUCUAUCAGGUCUAUGGCAGUCAUGAGCUGAACUGCCACUCGUGUAUCAGUUCCCUCGAUCCGGAGGCUCGAGAUUGCCGUCGCUGUUAUUUCUCACAAACAGCAGCUGUCGAUGACCAGUUCUUUCAAAAGGCGGUACAACCAUAUGCAUGGAUCGCCGCUGUUUUCUUAUUCCUCUCAUACUGCAUCGGCCUAUGGUUCACCCUUAGGACCCAUGCUGCUCUUAUCUGGUCAUCAGAGAUAGAAGAAAAGAAGAAUGGCCAUGGCCAUGCCACCCAGUCUGCCCAAGAUUCAUUCUACGAACCACGACACCUGCUGUUCUCAAAUGGCCAACCCGAAGCCUCCGGUGCUGCUUCUGGCCCUAAAGAUUCCAUCCGCGAAUCUCAACUGUAUAAGCGAAUUCUAGGUCAGUCAUUGAAGCAUUUUGGCUUGGAAGACAAUGGCUCGGGCAAUUGGGAAGGGGCUGGAAUUGAAGGUACCGCAGACUUCAAAAGCAAUUCCCCACACUUGGUGCCCCCCAAUUCUAGCGGCGAGGAUGGUUGCCCUGUGCCAAAGUCUAUCCGUAGUAUGGCCAAAGAAGACAACGAGCGUCUAGUACGCCAGUUCACAGAAGUGGCAGCAACAGCAGCAGCAGUGGCUGCUCGGGAUGUGGCUCGAAGUCGCAAGCCCAAUGUCCAACACAAUCAAGCUUCUGUUCGUCAAACUAGCCAUCCUGCUCCAGAGCGAUCACGAAAUCCUGCCGCAGAAGAGCUUGAAGAUCUCGGUUUGCGUGUGGAGCCCAGCCAUGCCAGCGGAGGACAUGAUGCACCCAAUUGGAGCAAAGUUAAAAGCUCUGUCGUUCUUCUUGGGGCAACGCUUCUCUAUGCGGUGAUUGCUGAGAUUCUUGUCAACACAGUUGAUGUUGUGCUAGAGAGCGUGGAUAUCGAUGAGAAAUUCCUCGGCAUUACUCUUUUCGCGUUGGUGCCAAACACGACGGAAUUCCUGAACGCCAUCUCAUUUGCCAUGAACGGCAACAUUGCUUUGUCUAUGGAAAUUGGAUCUGCCUACGCAUUGCAGGUCUGUCUAUUGCAGGUUCCUGCUGUAGUAUUCUUUAGCGCUUUCUAUGGCCGCUCGCUGGACCCGUCUGAGCUUGUCAGCCACUCAUUCAACUUGAUAUUCCCCCAGUGGGAUAUGAUUACCGUUAUCCUGUGCGUCUUCCUUCUCUCCCAUGUAUACGGCGAAGGAAAGAGCAACUACUUUAAGGGAUCCAUCCUUGUACUCACCUACCUUGUCGUUCUGCUUGGGUUCUAUAUGUCGGGCUAUGUGAACAUGGACAGCAUGGGCGUGGAUCGGUUUGAUACCCUGGCCAUAGGCGGCAGUAGUUCUGACAAGUUCUACACUAUCGGCCGAACAAGAAGCGGGGUGGCCUAUUAG